Molecule: messenger RNA, 8030 nt
Organism: Bacillus rossius redtenbacheri
Lineage: Eukaryota; Metazoa; Arthropoda; Insecta; Phasmatodea; Bacillidae
Exons: 6
Coding region: 123-2684 (853 amino acids)
Source: RefSeq, a predicted model, not a curated record
GGUUUUCAGAUGGGAAUGCUUGUUGAAAUGUCAUGGAACUGAUGUCGGCGUUGAAUAAGCGUUCAUAUUAGUGGUUAUUAAUAAAUUGGGCGUAAGCAGGCGAGAGGAGCGAGGCGAGGCGCAUGUCAUUCCCGGGCCGGGUGUUCGUGGCGUCGGGGGACAGAAAGAGCGGCAGGAUGUCAUUCGUGCAGGCCCAGCGCGAGUGCUUCGAGGAGGACGGCCAGGCGGCCGAGGAGGAGCGGCUCGCGCGACAGCUGAAGGAGGAGAACGACAGUCGCGUGGACGCCAUCCUUGAGGCGGAGCUCAAGCGUCGCCAGGAAAACCAAGGCCGUGGUGACUGUCCCAGGGACCGGGCGGAGGAGCCUCCCGGCAGGUUUGAGGACCAGCGGCUGAAGGCCCUGCAGAGGCUGCACAGCAUGGAGUGGAAGAGGAACCAGCAGGACCACGUCAAGAUUGCCAGAGAGCAGGCAGUGCGGUACGAGGAAGUCAAGUCCCGGCGUGCUGCUGAGGAAGUGUUCUUUGAAGGAACUCGCCAAGCAAAGACAAAGACUCGGAAAUUCCGGAAAGAUGAAGUCAUUCAUAGCUUCGAUGAGAUUACGCCGAAGUUACCUCAAAUGCAGCAAAGGAAGGCGGCUCCGGCGCUGCCCGGCAAGGUGCCCCAGCCCCGCCCGCCGCCGAGCAACGCGUGGCAGCACAAGAGGGGCUCCGAGCUGUUUGGCUCGGCCCCGGUCCCGAGCAGUGCGGAGGAGGAGGAGGAGACCGCCCUGCGCAAGGCCCUCGCCGCCAGCAUGGAGUCCUUCUACGCCGAGCAGAAGAACGCCGAGCUGGCCAUCACCAGGUCCGUAUCAAUUGGUAGAAAGUGUAGUGAAGAGAAGAGAGACACUACCUUCUGUAAAAGUGAAAUGCCGUGGUUAGCGGCUGAAAAUGAGACUGACACUUUUGCCAGAAAGAGCGAGUUUUUACCAAAUCGUGAGGAAUAUUGUGAAAUGCCUCAAAACAAUUAUCUGGUAAAUGGCUUGUCUAAAAACACCAACAUUUUGCCCACACCGGUCAGAAACAGUGGGGUGUACUGUGAACCUGUAUCAGCUGCUGGUAAACAAGUACACAGAGAGGAGUUAGAACUACGUGGAGGUUCGCCACAGAACUGCCAGCUGGUCAGCCAGUCGCCGGUGUGCGAAGAGCUGGAGAGCAGUGAGGAAAGCGAGGAGGAAUGGGAAGGGGAUAAGGACGAGGUAUUCCAAGAAAGUAACGUGCCUAGUUACUGCCCGAAAUUUCAAAAUGUCACCCGUACACCAGAGCCAACGUUUAGUGAGCCAGUAGCCUCACAAACAGUUGGACAUGAGACCUCCCAAAAAAUGUUUCACCCGUUUCCACGUGUUCCUGAGAAGAAUCGUGAUGGGCCAAUGUGUAGCAGAGUUAGGAAGGAUGUUGAUGGCCAGUUGGAAUCUCCUCCGGGAAGAGCGAACUACAAGGAUCUAAUUGCCAGCAGUGCUGCCGAACUACCUCUUACUAGAAUAAAUUCAGAACCAGAGAAGAACCUUACUCAUACUGUGUCCACCUCCAGUGCUCCAUUAUCUUGUAGCAGGACUUGCUCACUGUCUUCUGACCUUGAUGAGAAACCUAAGGAUAAUUCUUGCAAGAAGACAGAGGAGAGCCCUGUAGAUCCUUCCUGUUUUUUGAAAUUUGAGAAAAUUCCUAACGCUAAAAGUGUUGAUUCUGAAACCACAAGUAUGGCAACUGCUGUUUCUUCAUCUUCUGUAGACAGUCUCUUUGCGAGUGGUGUGCCCACGCCUCAACCUGCAGUGGAGCCUCAUCAGUCUCCGGUCUUCUCUUACCAGGAUCAGAACAUCGCUGCGAUGUCCGAGCUUGGUGACACGCUGUCGGCCUUGAAGCUACAGACGCAGGGCUACCCAGCGACCAGCAUUCCGAGGCAGCCCCAGCCCUACAACUUGGUUCCUGGGACCAUCCCGGGGUUCACCCCCGAUAUGUGCAUGGCAUUGCUAGGCAUGUACGGCCCCAUGUGGCCACAAGCGCUCGGCCUGGGCAUGUUCCCCGUGGGCCCGAUGAUGGAUCCUCGAGUGCAGGCGGCCCAGCUGGGCCUGUACUCCGGCAACCCCCUCGAAGCUGGUACCGGUGGUCCCGUUAGGACGCCGAUGAUGCAGGAAGCCGUGGCUCCUGACAUCCCACGGGCUGCUCUUCCCCAGCAGUUCCUGCAGCCCGGCAUGUUCAUGCACCCCUCCAUGUAUCCUGGGCCCCGACCCGGAGCACACAUGCAUGCAGCGCAGCAGUCUGCAAUGCCGCACCUCGCGUCUUUGCGGCCUCCCCUCGUGAACCCCAUGCCCUUCUUGGACCCCCAACUGGCCAACCUGAGCCGGCCUACCGACCAGGGCUCGAGCCAGAGCAUGCCUGCCAAGUCCGCAGUCCACCAGGACCAGCCGCCUGCGUUCCUGUGCGCCGCCUCUAGCGGUGGCAAGGGAGCGUACCCCAGCAUGGAGCCGAUGAUGCCACCCCCUGGCAUGGUGUACUCGCACCCUCAGGGCUUUCUGAACCAGCCCGUGGGAGAGCAGCUGCCGUUCCCGUUCGGGCUGCCGCAGGUGCCACCGCCUGUCAACCCCGCGCCGGUGCCCUUCCGGCCGAAGCCGGAGCCGGAUGUGGGUCGAGGCCGCGGCCGGCUCAGGCACUGAGCACCGCUUGCUUGGUGAGUUGUGCAGGAUACAUCACCAUUCUGUUCUGUGUUGUUGUAAUUGCCAUUAAGUUUGUUUAGCUCUCUUGAAAUACUUAAGUUCCCUUCGUGUUUGUUACUGUAUAUACCAUUAAGUUGUUGCAUAAAUGACCAAACAUUGUUUUGUUUUAGUGUAAAAAAAAAUUUUUCUGUCCCAUAGGUUUAGGUUCCUUUGUAUUUGUGUUUAUUUGUUGUUGGGUUGUUAUAUAGUUCACAAAAUUACUUGUUUUCUAUAAAUUAAAAUUUUAAGUCUCAUUUCAUGCAUAUUUUGAUUGUUUUCAAGAAUAAUGUAUUUUGAAUCAUCUGCAGUAAUCUGGACAUCUCUGGAAAAAAAUCUGAAUAAAAUAAAGUAGAAAAAAAAAACACCCUACUGCACAUUAACACAUGACCUGCUUUAGGGGUAUGAACACUGCCUGAUACCUGGCUGGUUAUAUUAGUAGUACAUUAGGUAUGUUUAGUUUCCGUAUCACAUUGAAAUAUGAGUGUGUGGUGGCGACCAUACUGGCGGCUGAUGAAAAGAUGAAGUAAAUAUUUUAUGAACCUGGUGUAAAUCUUACACAAAAAUUGUUUGCUGUUAUCAAUUAUUACUGUAAAUCAGACUCUGAUAAUUUCAUGUAGUUUAUAUAAAUGGAAUUUUGCAUACUUGUUUGAUAUACAGAAAAAUAAUGUUCAUAACAAAAAGCUCCAUAUAACAAACUUUUGCAAAGUACCAGCCAAAACUUGGUUUUCUUUUUUGGGUGAAAACUCCCUUAUGACAAAAAAUAAAUGUAUCUGCCCAUAUUAUUUUCUUUUUAAAAUACUCUAAAUUUGCUAUUAUUUAAUAAACUUUAUCUUCUCUUUUAGGUGAAAACUCGCUUAUAACAAGAAAUAAAUGUAUCUGUCCAUAAUAUUUUCUUUUUAAAAUAGUAAAAAUUUACUAUUAUUUAAUAAACUUUAUCUUCUCUUUUGAGUGAAAACUCCCCUAUAGCGAAAAUUUAAUUACUCAAUGUGUAUUUUCAUUAAAAAUAGCCAAUUUUCAUUAUCUAAUGAAUUAGUAAAGAAACAAACAAAAGUUUCAAAGUUAAAAAAAAAAAUUAAAAUCUAAUAUAAUACACAAAAACUUCACUAUAGAAAUAGAACAAAUACUGGAGAGUGUUGACUGACAAAGAAAAAUAGAUAAUGAAAUAAUGAAAUACAUAAUUAUGGUAGGCUACACAGUAGAAAGCCAUUGGACAGCAUCCAUGCCUUAGAGCAGGUAUGUAUCUCUAAACUACGGCCUGACCGACACCAGCCCACCAUCACCACUAAUCCAGCCGAACAUGCCCCAUUGUUUUACACUUUACAAUAUGUUGGUAUAAUGAGCUAUCUAGAUCUUGGCCCUUGCAACUUAGUGGAGGAUUCAGCGUAGCCCUUAGACUAAAAAGUGUGGCCCUUAGGUUAAAAUGUUUAGAGACCCCCUGCAUUAGAGCAUUAGGUGACUUUGCAAGUGAUUUCAGUGCAAAUGCAUGAUGGAAGAAAUAGUUGUUUCAAUAAGCAACUAACGGGUCUCAUCAACAAACAAAUGAAAAAAAGCUUAAAAAUACGAGGUAAAAAGAGAGAGGCGAUAUUCAGUUUUAUAAACUAAAAUACAUGUGCGUUAGCAUUACAUUCUUUUCUUAGACUUGAGUUAUUUUUGUUGAUUUAGUAAAUUUAUAAAAAUAUUUUAACAAAAAAAAUUUCUCUUGUAUUGUGUAGUGGGUAACUCUCCAGUAAUAAAUUUAACAAUGCCCAACUACAAAGAAAAGCUUUAUUUUCACCACCUUUUCACAGCUCCUUCCAAUUCACCGUUACAUGCCUCUCUCUCCCUCCACGGAUAAAGUUACAUAUCCUUCCGCGGUCAAUAUUUGCAAUUACUUCAACCAAACAUACACUUCAAAGUAACAUGAGCUUAACAACAAAUAGAUACAAGAUUUUAAACCACAAAUUCAUUUACUUUACCAUUAUGUAACAGCUUACAAUAACUUCUGGCAACCUAUAAAGAAAUAGUUCCGGCACAAUAUGGCGGCAGCCUACAGCGAUUUUCUCCCAAAUAAAGUGAAAUGUCACUUGGCCAAUCACAGCUGACUAGGUUACACCACGACACUUUUAUUAAACACCUUUUGGCGCCAGCUGGGCGGCCCUUACUCAUUCUUCCCAAAACCAGGCUUAACCUUAAAUUUAUAAAUCACCUCUGCCAGAAGUCACCAACGGAACAAAAGGAGUCAUAGAAAAAACAUCUAAGGAAUGCAAAGACAAAUAUUUCAACACGAACAUAACACAAGUAUAAAUAUUUUUUAUAUUCUCAAUACCCCCACGUUAAAAGAAUCAAUGUUGACGGUAGGUCAGGGCCUAACCUCCUUACAAUUGGUUUGGAAUUGGUGAAUUUUCAACAGUUGUAUCGGCAUAUAUGCAAAAUUUUGUGAAUCGGUACAGCUCUAGUAAAUAUCUUAAUGAAUGUUUUGUCGCUGGAGAACACAUUUUCGUGCUUAAGCAUGUACCUGUGAGGAUCUAGUUUCUUCAUUUCUGUUGGCAGCAGUGCAGCCAUAAAUAUUACUCUAGUAAAAACUCCUGUAUUUAUUUCAUCAUUAAGCUCAGAAAAAUUUGUGUUUUUUUUUUACGCUUUACUAAACAUGAACCUAUGCUAUAACCUUAAAAAUUAUUUAGUCUUUAAAUCUAAAGAUGCAAAUACCAUGCACUAAGUUUAUAUAAAUAAAUAUGAUGCAGCAAUGAAUUCUGCUAAUCAGUUGGAACAAAUAAAAACUGUGGCUUAAGAUAUCUAUCAUGUUGCAAGAAACUUUAAAAUUUUUAAAUAGUUUAUUAAAUCAAAUUUUGUUAUCUAUAGGAAAAAGUGCUUUUGCUGUACUAGGAACUAAUGCUAUAAUUUACUUGUUCUUUUUAUAAAACUCUCUUAGUCUUGUACUUCAGAACUCCAAUAUUUUGUCAGAUGUUAGUAUGCUCGCUUGUAACGUAAUGCAUUUCAGGAUUACUAUAUUGGUUUGUGGCCAACAGUUAUUUGUUGUGUCUAAAAUGUCCAGUGGCUUGCUGUAGUUUUGGGUCAAAGCAAACAUAAUUUUCAAGCCUAAGAUCAUCUGAUAGAUGAUUUAAUUUUAUGACUUAAAUUCAAUAAAUGUUACCAAAUCAUUUGUAGUGCAGUUACAAUCAUUGUAUCUUGCAAAAUAUUUUCAACACCCAUUUUUUGAAUUCACCAGUUGCUACUGAUGGCCGGUAAUUUUGAGAGCACACACACUGAAGAAACAAGCAGUUCACGUCUGUCUCGUAAAAUAGUGAUGGUGAAUACCAGUGCUAAUUUAAAACAAUGCAUGGGCAGUAUCAUAUUCUUUGAAUAAAUACCUGAACGUUAGUCAUUUCUGCCCUGCUUUAGAAUCUGGCGGAUGUUGAUUCUUACAUGUGGAGUGUCAGCUUGCCAAGGUGCGAAGGAAAUCAAGAACCGAUCUCUUAAGAACAGCUGCUUGAAGAUGUUCUGCUUAGGCUAUUGGAGAUAAGUGUUUUUUUAUCAUGUAAAUUAUAUCAACCUGCAAAUAAAGAGCACUUUUUUGUCCAUGUAUUUUUUUUACUGGACAAAAUUCAUCCCUCAUAGCUGUGACACUGGGUGUAAAAUUAUUUUCUUAUAAUUCGGUACUUUAUCCUCGUUUAUAGCACAGGAUGUGUCUGUUAAAUUAUGAUUUACUUCAAACACUAUGUUUGUCUCGUUUGAUUGCUGGAAUAAAUUAUCUUUUUUGUCUGUGUGCCACUAUGUCGUGAGUGUCUUGACUGGGUCAACCAGUCCCUUUUUGUGACUUAUUGUCGACUUAACUAGUAAUGUUGUCCUCAUCUGGUGAUAACUGUCAUUGUCAUUUUCAGUUCAUUUUUACUAAUUGUAUAGCCAACAAAAUUAGCAGCACAUGGAACAGUUACGAGUAUAAUUAUGACUAGAGACAUUGUAUUUUUAUCGCAGUACUCUAAACUAAAUCUUUAUCAAAAGCCUAAAAAUUUAGUUUAUGGUACGGUCUCGUCCCUACUAAUUAAAAUUUAGUAUUACUGUACAUUUAUGUAUUAAUUUUUUUAAUUGGAAUUUUUAAAGUAAAUUAUAAGGUUUUUCAAAUGGCAUAAUUUACACAUUAAAAUAAUUCCUGUUUGCAAAGGGGACAAUUGUAAUUAUAGUUAUUGCCAAUUGUAAAGUAUAUUGUAUUGUAUUAACAUAUUAAAUAUUUUUCACGUAUUACAUCUACCACUUAGUUAUUUUAAUAACAUAACUUGUAGAAGUAUGCUUUUGAGUUUAUCAUUUAUGUCUCGUUCUCUCAAGUUCUAUUUUUUCUGCAAAAUUUUGUUACUUACAGAGUUUUUUAAACUUUGGUUUGGUUAACUUAAGGUUUGGCAGUAGAGUAAAACUUGCAAACAUUUUAGAAGCAUUUUGGUUAUUUGUUAUCUGUGUUAAACUUAUAUGAAUUCCAUUAGGAAAGAUUUAGUAAGGUAAAAUUUAUUAAUAUUUGUACCGUUUCUCAAGUUGAUUUAUUUAACAUUCUAAAAGUAAAAAUGUUGUAAUUUUGAUUAGGUUUGUAUGUAAGAAUGUUUAAAACAGGAUCAAGUGCCUUGGACAUUGAAGUGAUGAGGCAUUUUGUGUGUGUGCUUAUAGAAUAUUAUUUUAACUGUUAAGAUUAAAAACUAUAUUUUCAUUAGGGUUUUCAUACCUUUGCCUAUCAUAAAGCCUUAAAUGGUUUUUUUUUUUAGGUAGAUGGUUUGGUCUAUAAUUCUAGUAUUUUUGUUAUUCCUCUGUUAAAACACUUGUAGUAUUGAUGGUAGUUAUUUGAAUUGUAUUAUCUUGAAGUUCUAAUUGAAGUGUCAAAAGCAAUUUUCUAUUUGUGAUGAAAUAGCAUUGUUUUUUAUUGUCAUGCAAUGAAUAAUGUUCCUAUAAGGAAAGUGAAAAGCAAUUUUAAAUUGUAAUGUAAGAUUAUGCUGGUUUUUACUCAUAAAAAUAAUGUUAUGCACUUGAGUAAUGGGAACAUCAUUGUGUUUGUUUUAACUAUGUAUGUACAUUUAUUCUUUGAAAAUUGUCUUGCCUUAGUUACAUUUUUAACUAUCUUUUUUGCAUAUAAAGUGAAAAAGACUUCUGCAGAGAAAGUUACAAUUUGUUUUCACAUUCCUUUCUGCAAUUACACAAGGUUUAAUCACAUGCUUAUAUAUUUUUCUAUGUGAGAGAGUAAGACUAAAAUAAAUUUUUGUUACAUGUCUCUUUUAAUAGAGUGGAAAAAAAUUGGUAACAUGUGGAAAAGUGAUGUAUGAUAAUAUUUUUGAUUAAACAUUCUUCGUGUAC